CUAGGCUUUGGAAUGCUACACUGCUUUGCAAGAAGAAACUUGCUAGAGGAAAGGGGAUCUAAAGUGGUACAGCUGCAUACAGGAAGCUGAAUCUGAGUGGAAAUCCAUUGGCUUGAAGGUGAGGAUCAUACAAGAGGUGGUCAAGGAAGAGAGGGAGGAAUGGAAGUGCAUUGUGGGAGUCUGCUGUAGUUGGUGAGAGGCUUGGAAGAAAUGGCCAUGUUCCUAAUGCAUGUGGCAUGAAUGAGAUUGGUGGGCGUGAGUGACCAACGGUCAAUGGAAGUCAUUCAGGGAUUGAAGAGAAUCCUGAUAACACUCGUGUGUUGGGAGAGGGCUGAAGGAAGCCAGACCAGUACCUGCACUCGCUGAGUUCUUGGGACCUCUUUGGCCAACCUUCUGCAUUUAAAUUGGUUGAACGGUGUGCCUACUGUCCGGGAGUCAGCUACCUAAGAUUUCAACAAUGUCUCAUCCAUCUUGGCUGCCACCCAAAAGCACUGGUGAGCCUCUUGGCCAUGUCCCUGCACGGAUGGAGACCACCCAUUCUUUUGGGACUCCUAGUAUUUCGGUGUCUAUGCAGCAACCACCCAAGAAGUUUGCACCAGUGGUGGCCCCAAAACCCAAGUACAACCCAUACAAGCAACCUGGAAGUGAGGGUGAUUUUCUUCCACCUCCUCCUCCCCCUCUAGAUGAUCACAUUGCCCUUCCAUCUGGUUCUGGAAACUUCCCCCCUCCACCACCCCUGGAUGAAAGUGCUUUUAAAGUACAGGGAAAUCCAGGAGGCAAGACCCUGGAGGAGAGACGCUCUAGUUUGGAUGCUGAGAUUGACUCCUUGACCAGUAUCUUAGCUGACCUGGAAUGCAGCUCCCCCUACAAACCUCGCCCCCAACAGGGGUCAACCAGUUCAACAGUCUCUCCACCAGUUUCUACUCCUGUCACAGGACACAAGAGAAUGGUCAUCCCAAACCAACCCCCUCUAACAGCAACCAAAAAGUCUACAAUGAAGCCACAGCCUGCACCCCAAACUGCACCCAUCCCUGUGACUCCAAUAGGAACACUGAAGCCCCAGCCUCAGCCAGUUCCGGCAUCCUAUACCACAGCAUCCACACCUUCAAGGCCCACCUUCAAUGUGCAGGUGAAAUCAGCCCAGCCCAGCCCUCAUUACAUGGCUGGCCCUUCAUCAGGACAGAUGUAUGGCCCAGGGCUCCAAGCCUAUAAUACUCAGCCAGUUCCUAUGUCAGCACAGGGCCCACCUCCUUCAACCCGGGCUGGUAUUGAUUAUGCAUAUAUUCCACCACCUGAGCCUGCCUAUGGGUAUGCCCCUAACCAAGGCCGCCAUUAUGAGUCCUAUUAUGCAGCAGCUCCUGGUUAUGGGGGAAGAAAUGACUCUGACCCUGGCUAUGGUCAACAAGGCCAUCCUAAUACCUGGAAGCAAGAACCCAGGUACAAUCCUCCCGGAGUGGGGAACCAGAAUCCUGUUGGGAUGUACCCAGCUACAGGUGUCAAAAAGACCUACAUCACGGAUCCUGUUUCAGCCCCCUGUGCGCCGCCAGUGCAGCCAAAGGGUGGACACACAGGGCCUAUGGGGCCUCCAUCAUUCCGCCCUGAAGAUGAACUUGAGCACCUGACCAAAAAGAUGCUGUAUGACAUGGAAAAUCCACCUUCUGAUGAAUACUUCGGCCGCUGUGCUCGCUGUGGGGAAAAUGUGGUUGGGGAAGGUACAGGAUGCACUGCCAUGGAUCAGGUCUUCCAUGUGGACUGUUUCACUUGCAUCAUCUGCAGCAACAAGCUCCGAGGGCAGCCCUUCUAUGCGGUGGAGAAGAAAGCCUACUGCGAGCCCUGCUACAUUAAUACUCUGGAGCAGUGCAACGUGUGUUCCAAGCCCAUCAUGGAACGGAUUCUCCGUGCCACUGGGAAGGCCUAUCAUCCUCACUGUUUCACCUGUGUGAUGUGCCACCGCAGCCUGGAUGGCAUCCCAUUCACCGUGGACGCUGGUGGGCUCAUUCACUGCAUUGAGGACUUCCACAAGAAAUUUGCACCUCGAUGUUCUGUGUGCAAGGAGCCAAUCAUGCCAGCCCCAGGCCAGGAGGAGACUGUUCGCAUUGUGGCUCUGGACCGUGAUUUCCAUGUGCACUGCUACCGCUGUGAGGAUUGUGGUGGUCUUCUGUCUGAAGGAGACAAUCAAGGUUGCUACCCCUUGGAUGGACACAUCCUCUGCAAGACCUGCAACUCUACUCGUAUCAGGGUGCUAACAGCCAAGGCGAGCACUGACCUGUAGAUCCAGCAGCUUGCUUUCACUGCUAACUGCACAGCAGCACCGAGAAGAAUGAAACACACACAAAGGGAAGGAAUAGGAAAAGUAGAGGCAAGGCAAUCAAGCUUUGUUCUUCAUCUGAUGUUAACCUUUCUUUAGAAACACAUAGAUUAUGAGUUGGUUUUUUGUCCUUUUAAGUUCUUAUCAAAUACACACUUCACAAGUGAUCAUGUAAGGCCUCCAUAGGCCUUUGUUCUAAAGACUUUCACAUUUUUGCACGGAUUAUACUGUCUCAUUCACUUCUGCAUUCCUCUAACUUUAAUCCCCAUGUUUUUCUCGCUUUUCUUCUGGUUGAAUAGUUUUUUUUUUUUAAUGUGGUAUUUGCUGUCACAUGAUUUUUUUUUUCCUCCCUGGGUGAAUGUUCCAACUCACAGGUGCUCAUAGCUUGCAGUCUGAUCCCAAUAUUCCUGACUGCUUGUGGCUUUAGGGUUGGUUAGCCAUUCUGUUGCUCUGUAUUGAAAAGUAUAUUUUCCUGUUGCUCUCUACCACGCAUGUGCCAUAAAGGAAAAAAACAAUGUACAUUCUUCCAUGUUCGGCUACAAAAAUUUGUUAUAAAGUACAAUACAUUCAAAUAAGCUCCAAUUUGAAUUACAUCAAUCCAAAUUCAAAAAUCUAUGCUGAUCCAUGGCUAAAUCUCAUCAGAAAAUAGUAUGGGUCCAUAAUUAAUAGUUGGUGAUUGAGAACCAAGCUUUAGUUGUUUUCUAAAAAUGAUUACUGGGUGGGAUAUGCUACACAAAGCAUUUUAAGGCUGCGUGGGGAAAAAUGCAUUAUUAUCCUUUGUUCUGUCUUUAGAUUUACCUUUCCAAAUGACUUGGACAUAUGUAGACAGAUUUGCUUUUGUAACAUUUUCAGUACUGUCCCACUUUCCAGCUUAGAACUAUCUAUAACAUAAAAUCGUAUUUUAUAUGUGUUUUCUUUCCUAGUAGUCAAAACACAAUUAAGAAUAUUGACUUUCUCUAGAGGAAUUUACCUAUUAAAAAUAGCUAAAAUUCCUUCUUUUUGCUCUUUUCUCUUUUUCAACUCCCCAGACACAAGUCUUUUUUGCCUUACUUUUGCAAAUCAAGGCACACAAAAUGAAGUUGUGUAGCUUUGUUGCAUUUACUUUAAAAAGAAAGAAAUGGUUUCAAGAUUGUGAAACCACAGUUUUAUUAUUCUCCUAAUCCUUCUUGCAACUUGAAUUACAUAUUGCAGGAGACAUUUUCAUAUCAUUAGUGUGACAUUUAUACCACACUUUCAAAGACAAUCACUGUAAAAAAAAAUCCUUUCUGUGCUAAAAAUAUGCAGAAUCUCUGCCUAGAAUCUGUAUUCAAACUCUUAUUAGCCAGUGAAACACUUGCUUGCCAAUUGCAGAUCCAAAUUAAGUUCUAGCAUGUUUCACUUGAGAGAUACCUAGCUUAGCAAUGGCAAGUUGCCAUUUUUUUAAACUAAUUAAGUAUUUGGGAGUUGAGUUUUUUUUAAGUUUUCUUUUAAAAUUCCACAGGCAGGUAUAUACUUUUAAGUUAUGGAGUACUUUAAAUAUACAAAAAAAUAUAAAUACAAAUAAUAUAAUGAAUUCCUCUAUACCUAACAUCAAGUUUAAGAAAUACAGUCACAUUUAAUGAGUAUCCCUCCCUAAUUUCACAAACCUUUUUAUGCCUGAUGAUGCAGAGGAUUUUUCUGGUCUGAAUUUUUUUUUUAAAUUUUAACAACCAAAACAGAAAUGAAAACUUAUUUGUACAUGUUUUAAAUUGCAACUCGUGCCUUAGAAAUUCUAGUUGAAUGUAGGAAUCAUCAUAUACAUGAUUUAAGAAAAAAAAAAAAGAAUAAGAAAACCUUAAGCCCAUAGCAUCACAGUUCAUCUAACUCAAUCUAUGGCGUAUUUGCUUUUGUUCAACAAUUGUGUGUAAAACCAACAAAGUCAUGAAUUUCAACAGCUCUCUUUCACCACUGUCCUGCUCUUAUUGUUGAUCUUAUAUUUCUCAUAAUGUGAAAUAGAAUGAUAUUCAUAUAGGGGCAGUAUGUGAAUUUCAGGAUACAGUGGACACUGUGUUUCUGAAUUCCUGUGUUUCAGAUCAAAAAAGUCACACUAUGCAAAUUCCCUUCAAAGAGCACUGACUGCUAGUAUAAUAUAAUCCUCUUAUAUUGAUUUAUUAAUAUGUUUACUAUGAAAUACUUUGUGGGGAAAUAUAUUUAGGCCAAAAUUAGGAUGGAGUUUAUGGAGGGUUAUGUUUUAUUGCUGGAAAUACAAUCAUUUAUUCCUAUAAAUUAUUCCAACAAAAAAAGAUUGAAGUAUUCACACUAUAAAAAUGCAAUGCCAUCCUACUUGUUUGUUAAGUUUAGAUCUGUAUGCAACCAAAUGUUUACAUAAAAGAAAAAGUUUUUUUUUAAAAAAGUGCUGUCACAAGCCCAUCCUGUGGCUCUACCAGGAGAACUUGCUUACAAUCAUUAUACUGUGUUCUUAUCACAUCACCUCAGAGUAUCUUUACCAAAGACUUUUAAAGUAAAUCUCUUUUUAAUAUAGACUUAUAAUUUUAUAAGAAGGAAUGUGCACAUACACAGAAAUAUUUAGACUUAGAUGUUUUCCUUUCACAAGAUCUAAUAAGGAAAGGAUCCUACCAUAUUUUACUCUAGGAUUUCCUAAGUAUAUGAUUUAUAUUUCUCUUUUUUCUUUUUCUGUAAAUCCUUUGAUUUACAUAAAGAAAAGUCACCCUUUUUCUGUGUUAUAUACCUGAAAUAUUGCCUAUAACAGAGUUAUAAAGAUCAUAUUAACUUGAUGAUACUCAUUUUCUUUUGAUAUAUUAUCUUGAUUGUUAUCCUUUUAAUACAUGAAUAGUAUAAAAGAAUAGAGUCUAUAGCACAAAGUUUGUAAGAAAAUAUACCAUAUUUUUUAAGUAUCAAAAGCACAAAUAUCUGCUAUUUUUGUGUAAUAUGAGAGACAUAAAAAAGAAAAGGCAAAAUGCUCUGCCAUGGCUCCUCAGACUAUUUCAUAAUAAGAUGAUUGUCAAUUGUUUUUGCAGUGCUCAGAAAUGAACCCAGAACUUCACACAUGUUAGGCAAAAUGUUCUGCCACUGAGCCCCAAAGUAUGAAUUUUUGAAUGUUUGGAUCUUCAGCUCCUACUGACUCAAUGUGGAGUCUGGUUGACAAACAAAAUUGUCUUUAAAACUAAAAAAUAAAUCAUGCAUCCCAGUAUAAGGAAUCCAAGAUAUGAGAUGCCAACAUCUUUGCAGCUCAACGAUGAGGGUUCCUUUCCCUAUUCUCGACACACUGGUGUUUCUGAAGGAGCAAAUUCCCUGAUCCAAACUUCCUCAUGGGGUGUAUACUGAUUAACAAAUAGAUAUAAUGAUUUCCUAUAAGAGAUUCUGCAAAUGCUCGUGCUGGUAUUCAAAGAAGGUAACCCUAGCCAUAUACCUUAAAGAAGUAUAUUACAUUUGUGUCCAGAGGAAGAAGAGAGUGCUUUUUUAAUGAGGCUGGAGUAGAUAGGUAGUAGAAGAUAAACAGGACUCUGAAAAUGCAACUGCCAUCCAUGUUCCUAGUUAGCAAAAAUUUAAAAAAUUAAAAA
Dipodomys ordii (Ord's kangaroo rat) is the source of this 5847-nucleotide messenger RNA. RefSeq names its product LIM domain containing preferred translocation partner in lipoma (gene Lpp). The transcript has 12 exons. Gene Ontology annotation, cellular component: stress fiber; focal adhesion. NCBI's taxonomy places the organism in Eukaryota, Metazoa, Chordata, Mammalia, Rodentia, Heteromyidae. The coding region runs from base 458 to 2272 and encodes 604 amino acids. The record is from RefSeq and is a predicted model, not a curated record. Gene Ontology annotation, biological process: cell-cell adhesion.